Messenger RNA from Lactuca virosa, 727 nucleotides. Lineage: Eukaryota; Viridiplantae; Streptophyta; Magnoliopsida; Asterales; Asteraceae. The record is from the annotation of a GenBank genome assembly.
CUCAAAAUGAUCGAUCAUCUACUUCUUCUUCAAAAAUCAUCGGAAAUCCAAAAAUGGGUGCCACUUCCUCUGUCUAUGACAAUUCAUCAGUUCAUGAUUUCACAGUCAAGGAUAGCAGUGGAAAGGACGUGGAUCUUAGCAUCUACGAUGGGAAAGUUUUGCUUAUCGUCAAUGUUGCUUCCAAAUGCGCAUUAACCAAUUCGAAUUACACCCAACUUACCGAGCUUUACAGGAAAUACAAGGAUAAAGGUUUUGUGAUAUUGGCAUUCCCUUGCAAUCAGUUCUUGAAGCAAGAACCAGGGCCGAUAGAAGCGACAGUCCAGUUUGUCUGUGAGAGGUUCAGUGCUGAAUACCCAAUUUUUGGAAAAGUAAAAGUGAAUGGCACUGAAGCAGCACCAUUGUUCAAGUAUUUGAAAGCAAAUGGAGGUGGUGGAUAUAUGGGCACAACCAUCAAAUGGAACUUCACAAAGUUUCUAAUUAGUAAGAAAGGCAAAGUAAUACGUCGAGUUGGCCCAAGGACUGAACCAUCCAGCCUUGAGGCUGACAUCCAGAAAGCAUUAGAAGAGAACCCUAAUGAAAACUCAGUGUGAUAUGAGUUUUUACCCCCGUUGUCAUCUUAGAAAUUAGACCAUCCUCACUCUUAUUUCAAAUUUGUCGUAUGUAAUUAUCUCUACAUCAAAUGCAAUAUCAACCCUUCUUCAAAAGGGAUCUCCACUACCAUAUCAAC